Molecule: messenger RNA, 5469 nt
Organism: Ostrea edulis (European flat oyster)
Lineage: Eukaryota; Metazoa; Mollusca; Bivalvia; Ostreida; Ostreidae
Product: serine/threonine-protein phosphatase 4 regulatory subunit 4-like
Exons: 29
Coding region: 178-3087 (969 amino acids)
Cellular component (GO): protein serine/threonine phosphatase complex; cytosol
Molecular function (GO): protein phosphatase regulator activity
Source: RefSeq, a predicted model, not a curated record
AUGCACGAAUUUCCAUCAUGGAGGCUAAAUGUGUUGUCAAGUGAAGCUUUCGCGUGCUUGUUUAUUUCUGUAUGGUGAAGUGUUGUUAAAGAUUCAGAGUUCACAGUAAGAAAUGUAUCAAUGGAUAAUUGUAAAUUAUGACCAUAAUUUUGGAUAAAUAUCUUUUUGGUAAUUAAUAUGGGUAGUCUUGAUGCGACGUCUACGUCGCUUGCCGAGGACUUGCAGGAUUUACAGCUGGACAGACCCAAUAAAGGUCUAAAGUCGGUAGAAGAACUUGAAAAGUUAACAGUUGACGAGCAGCUGAGUGAUAUCGAGAGAUCAGUGUAUUUAUUGAGUUCUGGACAAGAGGUACAGAGAAUCAGUGUAAUCCACAACUUGCCCGACUUGCUGCGGGACACAGAGAGUCAUGACGAGUGCAUGCGACGAGUUGUUCCCAAAGUCAGGGAGGUGCUCCACGUGGCUCAGACAGAGAUGCAGCUGGCGGCCUCCUCAGCCUUUCUACAGAUCCUACAGAAGAACCUUGUUCCUAUCCAGAAUUACUCACAGACAUUCCUACAGACAAUUCUCAACAGUGUUGACAGCAAAGACCCAGAUGUAGCGUCUGCUUGGUUGGAUACACUGCUAGAUGUCAUAGACCUCCUGCCAAAAGAAGUCAUUAAGAAAGAGAUUCUUGGGUCUGCCAUUGCUAAGGGACAACUGGCACAAUCUGUUCAGUCGCGAUUAGCCUGCUGUCGAAUUCUGGGCAAAAUAUCCACAAAGUUUGAACCAUUUGUAAUUAAGAAGGAAAUUCUUCCUGUGGUUCAGUCUCUUUGCCAGGAUGUGGAUUAUGAAGUUCGAGGCUGCAUGUGCCGGCAGUUAGACUGCGUUUCUAGAGGGCUAGGGCUGGAGGCAACCAAGAGUGCAAUACUUCCAGAACUGGUGGAACUGACCAAUGAUGAGGAGUGUCAUGUCCGCAUCGCUGGUUUGGAAACAGUGGUCAACAUUCUUACUCUACUGGAUGCAGAAACUUGCAGUGCAACAAUUAUCCCCCUUGUGUGCAAGAUCUGUCAACAGGCGGUGCAGGCGGAGGAUGCCACAUUGCCAGUAGUGGCCACUCAGCUGGGCAAGUUGUGUCAUGGUAUUGCAGACAAUUUGACAGAUGAACAGAAGCAGUGGUUUAUAGACUACUACAAGAAGCUCUGUCAUGUGGGUUUGGAAAAGAACAAGGCAAGUAGUAGAGUGACCAUGGCUGUAAGUGACAAGGAACGCACCAAAGAAUCUGACUUAACCGAUAUCUUUGAGCUGGAAGACAAAUUGGUGGAAUGUAGGAAGAACAGUGCAUUUAAUUUCCCUGCAAUGGUUUUAUUUAGUGGUGCAAAGCAGUUCAAACAAGAACUACAUGUGACCUUUACACAUUUGUGUAAGGACCCCCACUUCAUUGUUCGCAAGACUAUCUCUGGUGGAUUUCAUGAGGUGUGUAAACUGUUAGGAAACAGUGCACAGUUAAUACAGGCAGAUGUUGUGGCCUUACUGAAGGAUGAAUCUAUAGAGGUUCUGAAAGGUGUUGUGAGCAAUAUGCCAGCCAUUCUGGACUGUUAUAUGACCAGUGGCAGCAACCACACAAUUUCAGAGUCCAAAUCGGGCCCUCUCUCUGAUAUCAUUCCAGCCUUUUUGGCAUCAGAGAAUGCUAUUUUUACCUCCAACAAUUGGAGACUUCAGCAGGAGUUAAUGGAGAAUAUGGCCUGCCUUAUAAAGUGCUACUCCAGUGAAAACCUCUACAACAAAGUCAUUCCAAUCCUCAGGCAAAAACUCAGCAAAGCUAGAGCACUACCAGUGAAGGUAGCGGCUGCUCGGUCUUUAUUGACAUUGACUCGGAAGGUAAAAAAGCACGAGCAAAGAGAAGAAAUAUUUCAUUCUCUAAUUCAUGACUUUUGCCAUGCCAGAAAGUGUUACUGGAGAAGUGUGUUUAUUGACAUCUGUAGAAUUGUGAUAGAACUAUACUCCAAGAAAUUCUUCAAGGAGAGUUUUUAUGAAUAUCUUUUGGAAUUACACACAGACAGUGUGCCAAAUAUUAGACUACGUUUGUGUUCAAUUUUACCUGACUUAAAACGUUUGUUAAUCCUUCCAACGGAUCGAGGUCUUUUACAGCAAUUAGACGCUUGUGUUCGCAAAUUGUUAGUGUCGGAAAAAGAUCGGGACGUGUCGGAAGGUAUUCAGGAUGCCGUGGAGGAACUCGAUAAAAUUCACAUUCCAAUGCAAUCUAUGACAAGGAGAAACUUCUUUGAACAAGAUUUAGAAGAUCAAAAGAAAGAAGAGGAGGAGAAACUACUACUGGAGAAUGAAGAGAAGGAAUUGAAGAAGGAAGAGGAAGCAGCUGAAAAGAAAAAGGGAGACAAACGCAAUCUGGUGUCAGCUAAAAAGGGCUCAGAGAAUGGCUCCAGCAAGAUCCCGGGCCCCAGGAAAGGUUCACGAGCUGGCUUACCGGGCUCGAACACAGCAACAAAGAAGUUUUUAUAUCCAUCCCAUAUAACAUCAGAAGAUGAGAACAGGCCAGUUAUUCCCAACUCAAAGAUUGCAGGAACCAGUAAUAAUAAACUGGUCAAAUCUAAGUCCAGCAAUUGUAUUUCUCAAAUUCCAAGGCGAGAUGUGGAAGACUUAGAUAGCAAGGAAUUGUCCAAGACUAAGAUAGUGUCCCCAGUCCCUGCCCCGGGGAAGUCAGGUAACAAAGUCCAGGUGAAUAGUAACACAUCCAAACAAUCCUCAGGAGAGUCUAACAUUAACAAAAAGGGUGUGUCAUCUCCCAAACUGUCUAGACUGCCUCUCUAUAGCUCCAAUCCGAACAUACACCAGGGACGUCCAUCCUCGCCCUCCUUAAUCCCCAUCAAAGCCUCAACAAGUGGCACAACCAACAAGACCAGUAAAACGACGCGAGGGAGUGGCAUCCCAGCCCCAGGGAGUGCAGGAUUAAGGCGCGCCUCUGUCCCCACUCUCUCUACCACCAGAAGAGGAUCUCUAAGUGGUCAGCUUAGCACCGAGGUGAAUCCAAAAGCAAAAAGCAGUAAUGGUGCAAUGUCUCCGUCCAUUAAAGAAAGGAAAAAAUCAAGAUAAUUUGAUGCAGCAAGAAAACAACUGUAUCAUGUAUAUGAAUGAUGCUUUCUGGGAACCGUGCUGUUUCCAUAGUGACUGUGAUAGGACCAAUCAGAUUUCACAUGACAUUUCUGUAUUAUUUUUGACUUGAUGACUGGUACUGCUGAGACAUUGAUAAUUUUUUGUUUUGUUUGGGAAGAGGAACAUGGUAUAUUGGCCUCUGCAAAAGAAAUGAAAGUGGACAAUCAGUCAUAUAAUGGUGGACAUGCUCCACAUGAAAUUUGUCUUAUGGUCACCAUAAAGUGCUCCAGAGAAACCUGGAUAUAAAAGAAUUCAAGCAUUCCACUAAUUUUUAUAGUAAUGAUUUGUUGUCAUUCUAGCAACAUAAUCAUAAAUAGGAACCCAGAUGCUGUGAUGUUCUAGUGUAGACAUUGCAAAGGUUAUAAAAAAUUAACAUGAUGGGAACCCCAUUUUCAACAUAAUUAUGUUUUGUUUAUGUUUUGGUAAUUAUAACAUUGGAUGAUUUUAGAGAGAUUAGAAGGUAUGAUUUAUGUAUUAAUUUGACAGUCACUUAUGGUAAUUCAAGUGCAAAGUUUUAUCAUUCCAAUUUUUUAAAGAAUUUAAAAUUAAGAAAGUAAAAAGAACCUGAAGUGUUAAAAAAUCUUGCAUAAUAAAGUACCAUGGACCUACCAGUAUGAAUAUAGGUCCCCAUCAGCCUAUUUAAGACUGGGUUCAAUCAUUAGUGGGCAGUUUGCAUAGAUAAACUCAUAGUGAUUUCUUAUAUGCAUUGAAAUUAAUGACAGGAAAUUAGCUGAUAAUAGAAUUUAAUUCAUCAGAUAUGAAAAGAUUCACACAAAAACAUCAGUUUGUCAAAAGAGAAUCCAUGUUUUCAUUCCAGUAUUCUGUAGACUGAAAUUUGAUUGUUCUCUAAAUGUUAAAAAGAGAAUAUUCAGUACCUAUGAUAUGAUACAAGUGUUGGUAUGUGUGCCGUUUAAAGAAGUUCUGUGCAAUUGGCAAUGUUACAGACACAAUUCCAGGGGUAUGUGUGAUAACGGUGUAUUUUUCUGUAGUGUUACUUGUUGAAAGACCGUGUUUUAUUUUUGAGAGGAAGUUUAUUUUUGUUGAUUAAUGACAUAGAUGUGCCUGUUGUAAUUGUGAGAUUUUAUUCUUAAAAGUUGGAGUCAUUUUUAAGCCUUCAAAAAAUUGUUAAUAGGACAUGCAGUAGUUUGAUAUCAUAUCUCAUCUUUGAAACCAAUUACUUAAGAUGUACUUACUAUAUAUAAUGGCAUGUGCAUUUUUUUGUUGACAGUAUUUCAAAUUAUUUAACACAAUAGAGAUUAGAUGUAGUAUAUACAAAUAUUGAUAUGAUAGAUUUUUACUUGUCAGAAAGCAGUGAAUGUUCGGUGCUGUUACAGACAUCUCUGAUGCAAUACAACCCUGAAGAGAUUGUUCAAGUUUCUAUAAUUCAUGGUAUGGAAUUCUUACCAUAGCACUGAAAGUUGUAAUUUGUCAUUCAGUGAAAUAUAGAGUUACCUCCCUUUGGCUAAAAAAUCCAUUGACAUGCAAUCAAAUAUUGUUAGCUACACAAUUUUUGUUCUUUAUUGAAACUGAUGUGAUACCAGGUAGUAUUUUUUUAAAAAUAAAUGAAAACUAAUAGACUGGCAAUUAUAUUAAUUUUUAUUUUUUUUUUUAAAGAGUUUAAAGUUAGUUUUCUGUUUAUUUCUUAUUUUAAAACUUUUUACUACUUGUUAAAAAUAUUUUGUACUAGAAUUUCCUUGGCGAUUGUGAUAAACAGACCAUGACAUAGUAUCUACAGUGGUUUACUUCGACCUGUUAGUAUUCUCUGUCUGUGUAAGAUGUAAAGUACUAUUAUCCUGUCACUGUUGUUGUAGAUUUCCUUGUCUGGUCCCCGCCUCCACCACACUGUUUUCUCGCCCACUCCCACCUCUCCGUUAUCUCACUUCAUUGAGAAAAUAGAUUGGCUGAGAUGGGGACUGGACUGUAGAUUUCCAUGUAAUAUACUGCUGACAUUGAAAUGCAAUCACUGGUCAAGAACCAUUCAUGUUUUUUUGUGCUGCUGUUUUUGUAUAAAAAUAAUUAUUAAUGUAAAUGAUGUUUUUCUAUACUUAAAAUUGCACAACAAUGUGUCAAAAAAAACAAAAAAAAACUAUUACCAAAGUUUUAUGGCAGAGAUUAUCCUGAUAUAACAAUCUGAAUCUUAAUUUUGGUGAUCAAAAUUAAAAAAGAAAAGAAUACAUUUGUUGAUUAAGAUGAUGGAGCUGGUAAGAAUGACGCCAGCUGUUACUCUGUUGCAUUUAUUUUUAGUGAGGACAUAGGUGCUGUAGACCGUCCUGUUAAUACUGAUGUCACCAUAAAGCAAUAUUAUUAAAUGACUCAACUGAU